AUGGCAUUCUACCAGCAACAACCAUUUACCAAUCCUCAAAUUCCUUUUACUGGCCCUAUUCAAGGAGGCCUGCAGGAGGGUAGAACCAUCACUGUGAUUGGACGAGUUUUACCAGAUACUGACAGGUUUUCAGUGAACCUCCAGUGUGGUUCCAGAUCUGAAGCUGAUAUUGCCCUGCACAUUAACCCUCGCUAUGACAGCGGGCCUGAAUACAUAGUGACCAACACCUACUGGAAUUCAGAUUGGGGCGAUGAGGAAAACAUACAACAGGCUCUGUUACCCAUGGGCAGUCCCUUCAUGCUAAUUGUCCUGGUCACACAUGAAUCAUACAAGAUAAGUGUCAAUGGUAAUCACAUCAUGGACUACAAGCACCGUAUUCCAUUUAACAAGGUGGACACUAUCUUAGUGGAAGGAAAGGUGGAAAUUCAUUCCAUUGCCUUUCAGAGCCCUGUGCCAGAAUUUGCUUAUGCUCCAGGAUUUGCUGUACCUUCACUUCCAGCUCCAGCAAGCCUUAAUGUGCCAUACCAAACUACCAUUAAUGGCGGACUGCGGCCUGGCAAAUACAUUUCAGUCCAAGGAGUGAUUAACCCCCAGGCUGAUAGAAUCAGGAUUAACCUGUCUCACAAAAAUGGAACUGCCUUUCACUACAAUCCUCGCUUUGAUCAGAACGUGGUUGUGUGCAACAAUAAAACAAUGGAGCAGUGGGGCCUGGAGGAGAUCUCUAGUGACAUGCCCUUUCACAAGGGACAGAACUUUCAGGUGGUCAUCGCUUGCAACCCCGAGCAUUACAGUGUCUUUGUUAACGGCCAGCAAGUGCAAACAUUCAAGCACCGCUUCACCCAGUUAGAGGAGAUUGAUUUCCUGGAGGUGGCUGGUGACCUGAGUCUGAGCUCUGUGGACAUCACACCAAAUUUUUAGCCAAACUGUUUUUGAAAUAUUGUAGCAGUACUUUCUUUAAUGCCUAGUUCACACUACACGAUUUUUGCCCUGAUUUUCGCUCGCCGACUGGUCUGCGCUAGAUUCGCCGGCUCGGGAGCAACUCUGCGUU
Messenger RNA from Trichomycterus rosablanca, 1048 nucleotides. RefSeq names its product galectin-9-like. The record is from RefSeq and is a predicted model, not a curated record. Gene Ontology annotation, biological process: negative regulation of CD4-positive, alpha-beta T cell proliferation; negative regulation of type II interferon production; positive regulation of gene expression. Gene Ontology annotation, molecular function: galactoside binding; carbohydrate binding. NCBI's taxonomy places the organism in Eukaryota, Metazoa, Chordata, Actinopteri, Siluriformes, Trichomycteridae. The coding region runs from base 1 to 918 and encodes 305 amino acids. Gene Ontology annotation, cellular component: nucleus; cytosol. The transcript has 9 exons.